CAUUCACAGGCUGGAUUAAUUUUAUACUCCGUUUAUCAUAUCACGUCCACCCCUGAAUAUUGGGCUUUACCUGCUUGGAACUUGGCCAAUAUCUUGACCGUGUGCCGUCUAAGUUGUGUCUAGCGAUCGCCGGUGAGAGAGCAAGUAGUGAGGUUUUUUGUGUGAAAGCCAGAAUUUCAGUUUCGUGCUUGAAAAGCAAAGGAAAGUGAAGAUCAUGUUUAGUUUCCAUAAACCAAAAAUCUAUCGGUCAGUGAAUGGAUGCUGUAUAUGUAAAGCUAAGUCCUCUAGUUCAAGGUUUACAGAUAGCAAGAAGUACGAACCUGAAUUUGAAAAAUGUUUCCGAAUGAGUGAAAAGCGUUCUGGAGAGAUAUGUAAUGCUUGUGUUCUUUUGGUAAAAAGAUGGAAAAAGUUGCCUCUUGGUACUAAUAGAGACUGGCACCAUGUUGUAGAUGCACGAGCUGGACCUGGAACAAAAAGUGUGAAUAAAAACAAAACUAAGCCUGAAAAGAAACCAGUGAAGAAACUCCGGCUAAGGUUGUGCAGAAAUAAACAAAAUACAACUGAAGUUUUAUCUGAUGAUAUAGUUGGAAAUGAAGACAGCCUCAGUGAAUCAUCAAGUUUCUCAGUGCCACAUAGUCGAGUGCCAAGUCCCUCUCCUAGUAACUCCUCAGAUGAUUCAACAAUACUUGAAGAACCUGAUGAAGACAUGGAGCAUGAUAUUAUUCAAAACAAAAGAAGGAAAGAUAUCUUAAAUAAAAUCAACAAACGCAACAAAACACCAUAUAAUAUUCAUAAGAUAUCUUCAUUCUUAGAUAUGACAUUUUGGAGAGAGGAGAGAAUUUGUUGUGGAGUAAUAUUCCGAGGCCCUCAUGGAGAGGCACUUAUAUAUCCUAAGCUCCUCCGUCCAUGUCACUGUAGAAGAAGUGGAAGUUCUGGAAAUCAAUUUUUGUCACAGGGAGCAGCUGUGCCAUUUCUACCUAAUGCAACCAACACUGCCACACAUGUUGCCUGCUCACCAGGGCGAAACCUUUUUCCUAAUGGAAUAAGUGCUUAAUUACUAUUUAUUUUAGUGUGUAAUUUUUUGUCCUUGACUUCUUUCUUUGUUAUAUAUAUUUAAAUAGGUUUAUUAUUUAUUUAAUCUUGAGCAACUUUUGUAGCUCUUGUAAAUCUCGUCAUUCUAUUUUUCAAAUGCAACAUCUUGUGCUUCCAUUUUUUAAAUGAGAAGUUAUAUUGUCAUUUUAAACUGUGUUGAUUUGUUUCAGUAUUUUACACUUGCUCACAUAUUUUAAAUUGUUUUUAUUGUUUUGAAUUUGUUAUUUUGUUUUGUUUUUUAAAUCAGCAGCAAUUCUGCAAAUAGUUGUUUGUAAAUGUCUGUCUGAAGUAAAAAAAAAUUACUAGUCAGUUCCAGUUUCAGAUGCAUUUAUAUCAAGUUAAUUAAAGAUGAAGUAUUCAGAAGUUCUGUGUUUGUUGCUAAAACUUCUAGAGAUAUAUGACUGUCUAUUUAAUACUAUGCAAAAUUUUACAAAAUAUGUUUGUUACAUGGAAGUGAUCUUGUCAGAGUUUGAAACUGAAAUUUUUAAAAAUAAUGCAAGUUUUAUUGUUGAUAUGCAUUUUAUUUAUUGUCAUAUGUUGAGUCUAUAAAUAUUUAUUUAAUUGUUAUGUGUUUUUAAUUUAUUGAAUGUAAAUUGAAUGUGUGUGUUGACCCUUUUUAAAUGCAGCUAGUGAUAAAGUAUCUGUUUAAUGACAUGUUAAAUAGACAAAAAUUGCAAGAAAUUAUUUUUUCUUAAUUGUAUCAUGCCCCAAACUCUUAAAAAAUGUUAUACAUUACAUCUAUGUAUUUAACAAUGUUUCUUGCAUUAUGAUAUUAUUGAAUUAACAGUUUUGUCAUUUCAUUUAUGUAUU
Stegodyphus dumicola is the source of this 1902-nucleotide messenger RNA. Its product is annotated as SIN3-HDAC complex-associated factor. Gene Ontology annotation, biological process: negative regulation of cell migration. NCBI's taxonomy places the organism in Eukaryota, Metazoa, Arthropoda, Arachnida, Araneae, Eresidae. Gene Ontology annotation, cellular component: Sin3-type complex. The record is from RefSeq and is a predicted model, not a curated record.